AUGAAUUCAAAAAAUCCAAAAGUCUCAUGCAUAAAAGACCAGUCCGACGUCGACCAAAUCGUCGAAGAGCACAUCAUCAAGCCUAACGGAGAAAACACAAUUUCUAGAUACACAAAAGGACGAUUCCUCGGCAAAGGUGGGUUUGCAAGAGUUUACGAGUUUAUUAACCUUGAUACCAAAAGAAUUUUUGCUGCAAAAAUAGUAAAGAAAGCCACAUUAAUUAAAGCCAGGGCACGCCAAAAACUGAUGAGCGAAAUAAAAAUCCAUUCAUCACUGAAGCAUCAGAAUAUUGUGGGUUUUGACCAUUUUUUUGAAGAUGUAAAUAAUGUGUAUUUAUUACUGGAGUUAUGCCCCAAUCAGACUAUGAGUGAGCUGCUGAGAAGAAGGAAAAGAAUAACUGAGCUCGAAGCGCAGUGCUAUUUAUUACAAAUUAUUGCUGCUAUGAAGUAUAUUCACAGUAAAAAAGUUAUUCAUAGGGACUUAAAGAUCGGGAAUUUAUUUAUUAAUGAAAAGAUGGAAAUUAAGCUGGGAGAUUUUGGGCUUGCUUGCAAAAUAUAUUAUUUCGAAAAAUGUAGGUUAUAAGCUUAUUAAUUUAUAUUAUAUUUAUUUUUGUGCAUAGCCUCUCUAUUAGGUUUAGAAUAUGAUGGCCAAAAGAAAAAAACUAUCUGUGGAACACCCAAUUAUAUAGCUCCAGAAGUGCUUGAAGGAAAAUCUGGGCAUAGUUUUGAAGUAGAUAUAUGGUCCUUAGGAGUAAUUCUUUACACUUUAUUAAUAGGAAAGCCACCAUUUGAAACUGAUGAUGUCCACAAAACUUACAGAUUAAUCAAAAUGAACGCAUAUUCUUUCCCAGAUGGCUCCAGAAUCAGUGAGCAAGCUAAAUCUCUAAUAACAAGAAUUUUAAAAAAUGACCCAGAACGAAGACCAGACCUGGACGAAAUCCUCCAACAUGAAUUUUUCCAUAUGGCAAAUUGUAUACCAAAAAUACUCCCUGUAAGCACUUUAGCUGUGCCACCUAGUGAAAGCUAUUUAAGGCAAUUUACAAAUAUUAAACAAAAUGUUGAAAAAACUUUACCUGAAACAGCCCCAAUAAAUUCUGAAAAUUUAGAAAUAAGAAGUCCUAAAAAAUCGCACACACAAAGACCUAUGUCAAGUUUAGGAAAAACAGACAAAAACAUAGACAAAUCUCAGAUUUAUGUCGAAAAAUGGAUUGAUUAUUCAUCAAAAUUUGGUGUCGGGUAUAUUUUAUCUAAUGGCUGCUCAGGCGUAUAUUUUAAUGAUGAAACCAAAAUCCUUACCCAGCCGAAUUCACAAAGUUUCUAUUAUAUUGAAACUACUGAGAAACGGAAAGAUGCAUUUUAUGAGUAUUCUCUUGAGGAAUACCCUGAAACUUUAAGCAAAAAAGUCAGACUUUUAGACAGGUUUACUAAAUAUUUAGACCCGGAUUCCUCGAUUAUAUCAGGAUGCUCAACUAAUUUUUCGCUUGAAAACCCUCCACCUUAUAUUAAAAAGUGGGCAAAGUCCCGAAGAGCGGUGAUGUUUCGACUUUCUAAUAAAAUAAUCCAAGUUGUUUUCCAAGACCAUUCACAAAUUAUUCUUUCGGUUGACUCAAAAAGCUUUAUGUAUAUCAAUAAAUCUGGAGAAAAAGCCUUAAUGCAGCUUAGCACAGCAUUAGAAAGCCAAAAUGAAGAAAUAGUAAAAAGGCUCAAGUACGUACAAAAAAUUUUAAAUUCACUAAAUUCACAAGCAAUAGGGGACACAGGAAGUCCCCCAAUUCCUAAUAGCUAA
Molecule: messenger RNA, 1785 nt
Organism: Blepharisma stoltei
Lineage: Eukaryota; Ciliophora; Heterotrichea; Heterotrichida; Blepharismidae
Source: the annotation of a GenBank genome assembly